Nasonia vitripennis (jewel wasp) is the source of this 1790-nucleotide messenger RNA. RefSeq lists its product as uncharacterized. Bases 1 to 1779 code for a protein of 592 amino acids. The record is from RefSeq and is a predicted model, not a curated record. The transcript is spliced from 6 exons. Lineage: Eukaryota; Metazoa; Arthropoda; Insecta; Hymenoptera; Pteromalidae.
AUGAGUCAAGCUUUCAUUCUGACAUUAGUCAAGUUUUUAUUAAUAUUCGAUAAUUUGAAGUAUUACAGAUUUUCACUCGACAAAUCGAUGAACACGAAUACUACCGAUGUCUUGGAAGAAAUUAUUUAUUUAAAGAAAUAUGACGUAGCUCAGUAUCGAUUAAUCGUAAGAAUAGCAAAGGGAUUUGCUUUGAAGCAAGUUCAAAGCAUGAAUAUUGGAUACUAUUUUAUUCAAGUAUUUGUGCUAAAAUUGCUGAUACUGGAAAGCCUUCAGCAAAAAUUGGAAAAUGAUUACGUACGGCUGAACCAUACCAACGAAUUGACGAACACUAUGAUGAGUAUUUUUGAAAAAUGCUUGAAAAACGAAUCUGCACGCAACGUUGUGAUAGCACGCGAUGACACGAUAUUGAUCGAAACGAUCUCGAGAUUGGUUCCAAUACAAUUCUACACCUUCAAUCCAUUCACUGAUUUCGCUCCGAAAUUGUGGAGAGAAACCGUCAGCGAUUAUGGCAAAGGAAAAAACCCAUGGACCUUGUUCAAAACAUCGUCUUUGAAUUUUUCACAUCCCAGAAUUUGCGAGAAUUUGAUUUUUGACAAAACCAGAAUACUAAAGGGUUACGCGAUAAACAUGGGCGCGUACGUGCACUCCUUUCUACUCGAAUACAACCCGAACAAAACGGGCUUGGAUCGAUUCGGUGGUGUAAACGGCGACAUAACUCGAACCGUUUGCAACCAUCUCAACGCCACAGCUAACGUUAAGUUUUACCUAUCGAUGGGAUUCAUCGACGAUCAUGGUAUGUACCAGAGUUUUCUGAAAGAUCUUCAUCAUGGAGACCUCGACUUCGCUAUGAACAUGAACUUGAUGCGUCGGAUGUGGAAGAAACAGACUUAUCCUCACGAGACAUCUGGUUUCUGUAUGGUGUCUUUAAAGGACCCUGUUACCUUCUUGGAAAAGAUUACUCUGGUCUUUCCUGCCCAAACUUGGGUGUGGUUGGUUAUCAUCUUCAUCGUCUUGAUAUUCGCCCUGAAAAUACUUCUCAAGCAGAGCCUCUUCUUGGCUGGAUUCGAGUUUCUACGAAUGUUCCUCAACACGCCCAUCUCCAGGCUCAGUCCACAAGACUCAGGAAGAAGACUCUUCUACCUGGUAAUCGUGGUGAUGACCAUGAUAAUCAACGCGAUUUUCCAGACUCGUCUGAGCUCGAUCAACGUUUCGACUCGAAGCCACCGAUACAUCGAUACCAUGAGUGAUCUGAUCAAGUCGAACUUCUUCAUUUACGGGACUUUGAGCUACAAAGAAUUAUUUUCCGACCAGACUGUGCUUCGACAUCGCUAUCAACUGAGCGAAUAUCCUGAUUGCAUAAACCGACUUAAAAGAAAUGAACAGGUGAUCUGUUUACCAGGAUGUAUCGAGGCGAGAUUCGGUGCUUACGAAGGAAACGAGUUUCACAUUUCGAGCAAAGAGCUGAUGCUGUUCUCCAUGGUCUUCUCCACCAGGGAAGACUGGCCACUGCUGAGUAGAUUCAAUGAGAUCCUCAGGAAGAUGAGCGAAGCUGGAUUGAUCAGCUUGUUCCGGAGGAUAGAGGCGCGGCACUUCAAGCAUAAUCCGGACGAUCGCCAAAGAGUUCCAAAAAUUUCCGUUGAAAGUUUGGCGUUUGGUUUUGUCCUUUUGUUGUCGGGGCUGUCACUGGGUAUUGUAUGUUUGAUCAUUGAAAUUGUCACUAUUUUUGCUAAGAAAUACAGUUUGAAAAAAUCGCUUUUUAACAAAGUUUUUAUGAAGUGAAUUGAUGAUUU